Molecule: messenger RNA, 4275 nt
Organism: Petromyzon marinus (sea lamprey)
Lineage: Eukaryota; Metazoa; Chordata; Hyperoartia; Petromyzontiformes; Petromyzontidae
Product: cystathionine beta-synthase-like protein
Cellular component (GO): cytoplasm
Molecular function (GO): cystathionine beta-synthase activity
Source: RefSeq, a predicted model, not a curated record
UGUGAGCGCGCUUAUUUAUCCGCCCGGCCUGGCCAUGCUCAGCCUUCUUUUGCUCUCAGCUGCUGCUCAUCCUGUUUGCCUCCUCGCUCUCUCUCUCGCUUUCUCUCUCUCUCUCGCCCGUUCGUUCGUCCCAUCCAUCCAUCCCCUGCGCUAGCCCCCAUCAGCUACAACAGCAGCGAGUGGCUCGAAUUCCCGAGUCAUCGUCCACACACACACACGCGCGUGUGUAGGCGAGAAGCGAGAGGGCCCCUUUGCAAACCGGAAAGUCGUCCAGCCCAGCAAUAUUAGGCCACCGUAAUUUAUUCUAAUUAUUAUUCUUCUUCUGUGGCGCGCCGACGUUUAUGUAAUUUUUUUUUGGUCGUGAGUCACUGCGAACAAGGCGACUUCAAAACCAGCGAAAGGAAGGAUGACGCCGACCCCAGUGAAGGAGCAGGAGAAGGCCAAGGAGGCCAAUGGCUGCCCCUACUCCCCCGCGGGGCAGCUCUCCGUGGGCGUCGCAAAGCUCGCGCUGGCGCCGGACACGCCGCCGCCGUUCCCCCAGAACGGCGAGGCGGAGGUGGCGGGGGAGCGCGCUUGGAUCUCGCCGGCGCUGCCCAGCCGCUGCACCUGGUACCUGGGCACCAAGGACACGUCGCCUCACUUGCACGCCGCUCCAAAAGAACGUCCCAAAGUCUUGCCGAACAUUCUGUCAAACAUCGGGAACUCGCCCAUGGUUCGCAUCAACAACAUCGGCAAGACCUACGGACUCAAGUGUGAAAUUUUGGCCAAAUGCGAGUUCUUCAACUCGGGCGGCAGCGUCAAGGACCGCAUCGCUCUGCGCAUGGUGGAGGACGCGGAGCGCGAUGGCCUCCUCCAGCCCGGGGACACCAUCAUCGAGCCCACGUCCGGCAACACCGGGAUCGGGCUGGCCCUGGCCGCUGCCGUCAAGGGCUACCGCUGCAUCAUCGUCAUGCCGGAGAAGAUGAGCGCCGAGAAGGUGGACGUACUGCGUGCACUGGGAGCGGAGAUCGUCCGCACACCAACAAGCGCGAGCUUCGACUCCCCCGAGUCUCACGUGGGUGUCGCCUGGAGACUCAAGCACGAGAUCCCCAACGCCCACAUCCUGGACCAGUAUCGCAACCCCGGGAACCCCCUCGCGCACUACGACAUCACUGCCGAGGAGAUCUUGGAGCAGUGCGAUGGCCGUGUGGAUAUGCUGAUUGCUGGCGCUGGUACUGGCGGCACCAUUUCUGGCCUUGCGCGGAAAUUCAAGGAGAAGUGCCCAAACUGCAAGAUCGUGGGCGUGGACCCAGAGGGCUCGAUCCUGGCCCUGCCCGACGAGCUGAACAGGACGGAGAAGACUGCGUACGAGGUGGAGGGCAUCGGUUACGACUUCGUGCCCACGGUCCUCGACAGAACGGUGGUGGACGUGUGGUACAAGAGCACGGACGAGACCUCCUUCCUCAUGGCGAGACGCCUCAUCCGCGAGGAGGGCCUGCUAUGUGGCGGGAGUUCGGGCUCGGCGAUGGUGGCGGCGGUGGAAGCUGCCAAGUCGCUGCGCGAAGGUCAGCGCUGCGUUGUCCUCCUGCCAGACUCGAUCCGCAACUACAUGACCAAGUUUCUCAGCGACCAUUGGAUGGCGCAGAAGGGAUUCCUCCCCGAGGAGGACUACCUGCCGAACAAGCCCUGGUGGUGGGACAUGAAGGUUCAGGAUUUGUGUCUCUCCGCGCCGCUCACCGUCCUGCCGACGGUCAGCUGCCAGGAGACGAUGGCGCUCUUGCGCGAGAAGGGAUACGACCAGGUGCCUGUGGUGAACAGCGCAGGGCUGGUGCUGGGCAUGGUGACUCUUGGUAACAUGCUGUCCUGCACGCUCGCUGGCAAGGUCAAACCUUCCGACCCCGUCUCCAAGAUCCUCUACAAGCAAUUCAAGCAGAUCACUCUGAAGGACAACCUGGGCAAGCUGUCGCGCAUCCUGGAGACGGAUCACUUUGCGCUGGUGGUCCACGACCAGAUUCAGUGUAAGACUUUUGAUCGUGGCCAGGGCCACUCGCAGAAGCAGAACAUGGUGUUCGGGAUCGUGACGGCCAUCGACCUGCUCAACUACGUGACGACGCGCGAGAAGGAGACCCAGGUCAUCGGAGUCUGAGCCGCGACAGGGCCCCCAGGCCACGGCUCGCUCGCCCGCCCGCCGUGCGACGUGCGCUGUGCCUGUGUGUCGCUGCCGUCUGUGUGUUUUCUGGUGGUAUUAUUGCCGCUGCGUCCAUGUGUGUCCCUGUGCAUCCGUGUGAAUCUGUGUUGUGUCCGGUAGUGUUAUGCUGUGUGUGUUCUGUCUGGAGGCAUUAUUGCCAGUGUUUGUGUGUGUCUGGUCCCAUUAUUAUGUAUGUCUGGUGGAAUUUUACUGUGUGUCUGGUGGCAAUGUGCUGCGUGUGUCUCCGUCUCAUAAAAUGGUUCAUUGUGUUCGUGCGUGCACAUUUGUGAGAUGAUGAAAGGAGUAGCAGCAUCGUGGUUGGUGCACUGCACUCAAGUGGAGUUUUAUCUCAACUGAUCCUGGGUCCCUCCCCAAAGUCAACUCGGCCCCAAAUGAGCGCGCCCUAGUUAUGGUGUGCGUGCGUCAGCAUCGCCAAGGUGGCCAGGCACGGUACUGCUGGCCACACUGCCUGCUUGUGCGCCGUGCCGGCCUUUUAACAGGCGCUCGCUAACGGCACUUUUACCCACGUGGUUUGUAAGGCUACACGGGGAGGAGGGGGGGUGAAUCUGCGCAACGUGUACGUGCGUGUUGCGUUCCUGACGCUUGGUGGUAUUGGGAAGUUUGGUCAAGAAACGUUUUUGCCUAAACGCCGUUCGUAGUGUUGUGACGCCUGUCAAGCGGUUCGCGUGCAAGUUGCCAGCGGCGUUGUCACUUCAUCAGCGACUCGCACGGCAAUGUUUGGCGAGUGGAAACGUCUUGUGGCGAUGGCGCCGAUGGCUUUCACAGCCCCCCCUCCUCCUGUCCAAGCUUUACACGUUUUUUUUUUAAGUUGUCCCUAUUGCUCGGGGCGAUUCCACUAACCAUGUUGUGCCAGGUAUGGUUAAAGCGAUUUUUUUUUUUUAGAGAGAGAACGUACAUUUACGAAGUUUUAACUUGCCGCUAGUCUAAGACUGCCUCCUCGCAUCUCCUCUGUAACUUAUGGAGCAACGUGUUCAUGGAGUUGCUCGCCAUCAAACCACAUUUUGAUUUAUUCAAUUGCCAAAGCCUUGUUUUUCGUGCUAAUCAAUGUCUUCUUGAAACCGGUAGAUGAUGGAUGUCAGGUCAAAUUCACUGUUAAUAGUACUAUGGCAAAAAAAUGACUUAUUUUUUAAAAUAAUUAUAAGAUUUAUGAAGUAUCCGACUUUUCAGAUAGAUGGGUGGGAAGAGUCUGCGCUGACAUUAGUGGGUGGUACACAACUGCUAAAUUUGGCCAGUGGUGGCGGAGUGAUUGUGCGUGUCUCGGCAGACACCUGCAACCAACUCGCCCUGCAUGCAAAUAAACAAUCUCACGUCUGCUUGCUUUGGCGAGCAAGCGGUAAGCCCUCCGGAUUAUGUAUUCAAAUCGGGUCCUUAAUACGAUUUUAGAUUUUGUUUUUGUUUUAACUGCUCCGAUCUCAACGCCAGCAGCGCCGGGCAAUCCCGCAUUGAUAUUCGUGCCAGGCCGAUCUGCCUGGCACACGAGGGGCUCGUGCGCACGUGUAUCAGGCUUGCCUUGGGAGACGGAGAUGCAUGCGAGCACCGUGCUGACUGCGACGGUCCAUCUCUUGUGUUCGCGUGUCGAACUUCCUUUGCGCCGUGCGCGUCUGACCGUGCCGAUCGGACGGACGACGAACCAAACGCAAGAAAGCAGCAGCAGUUCGAAGGAAAUGGGUUUGCAAUCUGGAUUUUAAAAGUGCAUAGCCUCCGGUGCUAAUCUCCCCUGAGACAUCGGGGGCUGUAGGGUGGCACCCUGUGGCUGUGGAUGUGGAGUCGUGAUACUGGGUAUUUUUAGGGCAUUGAUGAAAUGUUUACUCUUGAAACGACCGUACAUUUACCGUAAUGCUUCCUUGUGUUCGAGCUGGACCAUCUGUCCAUUAUGUGUAAGCAAAUGGGUUGAUGCCUCGAAUUGUUUUGUCGUUUUUCAAUGCGAGACCGGAAUAAGUGAAGUUUUUCCAGUAAUUCAGUUUUUUUUUCUGUUCAAGCUAAUAACUGCACAGAAUAAUUGUUUAAUUUUAUUGUUAUUUUCUUUUAGUCUUCCCAGACAUCUGUAUUGCAAUUUUAAAUAAAGGAUUUGUUGGUGGUAGCGAUGA